UUUUAGGAUGUUAUGUGAAAUCUGAUCGCUUACUUGGAACAUUGAGAAUACAAUGUUACGAGUAACCACUAGUUACCACAAGUAACCACUAGCUGUUACUGGCUACUUACUGAAAGAUGCGGAUACCGAUUUCCCAGGCUCAAGAAAGGACAGCGUUCAGCAUCAUCGACGGAGCUCGAUUUUCAUUAGAACAGGUUCAGUACCUGUCCUCUAUAGAUGAAAACAGACCUCUUGGUAUUGAAACGGACGAAGUACAAAAGUUUCUCUUUUACUGGGAUCAAGUGUUUCUUUAUGGGCUGAAGAGUGCUAAAAAUGGCUACUGGAACUUUGUCUCUGCCUUCUCUCACCCCUCCCUAGUUAACGAGGUAAAGAACACUCCUGGAGCAGUAAAUGAUUUGCUAAGAAGUAGACUCUGGUUGGGAACUAUUCUUAACGAGAACGAACUGGAGAACUAUCUUACUCUUGUUCAGUUUGAGCAUAAACUACUCGCUAAGUACUAUCGUCCUCACGCUAUCCUGAGGAACAGGAGUCAGCUGGAGGACCUCAUAUCAAUAUCCUGUGGACAGGAAAACACCCUCUUCGCUAUUCAUCUCGACUACAUAUGUUUCAGAGCGCAGCAGCUGUUUGUAGGGCCGGGUGACAGGACAUAUUUUGAUAAAAUGUUUGACAUAAAGUUUAACUGGGACGAAAGCGUCCGGACCCGGAGUUCCAGCUCAGUCAGUGUGGCUAGCAACUUCUUCUCCAGAACCCCAAGUUACAGCCGUCCCUCCUACAAUUCUUUUAGCGGCUCCACUCCUGUUGGAGACCUGGCUCUCAACCCUGAGAACAUGUUAGGAUCCGACAUUCCUCUCUCUAGAGACUUGACUAGUAUCAGUGAUCAGGGCGAGUUUAUUCAGUUCUCUCCUACCGCACAAUUAGCCGCAUCCGCAUCUGCUUCUCCUAUUCCAGAGAGAAGAUCCCUAACCCCUACACCUAUAUUGGAGAGCAGUGACAUAACAACAGUGAGUGAAAUCAUUGCCAGGACUGAGAUUCCAGCGGUGACUGAGACUCCAGCGGUGACUGAGACUUCGGCAGUAACUUAUACUGUAUCGGGGAGUGAUGCUGCAACUGAGAGUCCAGCAGAGACUGAGAUUUCAACUGAGGUGGAAGAAGUUUCGUCCUCUUUCUAUCAGUUAUCCGACAUUCCUGAGUCCAAUGACCCAUAUAUAGUUGAAUCUUCUUCUGUUUCCACUAGCGUCAACCCACCAGACAACCUUGUUUCCUCUUCAGCUACUGUAGAGCAGGUCAGUUUGGAAUCUACACCGUCUACCAGCGAAAUAUUUACCUCCCAGACCCCUGUACCUACAUUAGAAGAGGUAUUACAGAAUAUCCCUAUCAGAAUAUCAAUCUCUGAUCAUAGUUCUGCUAACUCAGAAUGUUCUACAUCAGAAGAUAAGCCACCACCCACUGAUUAUACAACAGCACUUGUUCGAGGUGACCAGUUAGCCUUGUCUCCGGGAAACCUACUGGCUCUGGAUACGUUAAUCCAACAAUCUGCUCCAGACCCUGAGGAAAUCCAGUCAGCUGAAUCCUAUGAGGUAUCAGACUCGGAAAAAGAGCUCCAACAAGCAGCAGAGUCUGAGAGAGAAAUGCAUGCCCAACAAGUUGCAGACUUUUUAGUUGAAGAGGUGAUGUUGGAGACAGGUGGAGGGUCCCCGACUCAGAGAGGCGCUCUGGACACUGAGGAUCUAUACUCCGAUCCAGAAUCUGAGGACAUGUUCCUCCCUCCCGAUGAUACUGAGGAGAUGUUCCUCCCUGCUGAUACUGAGGACCAUACUGUGCAGCACUCUACUCCGGGAAGUGAUCCUUACAUGCUUGAUUCAGGUGCUGGUAGCCCUACUCUGCUUAUCACGGAUUUGAUACCCACACCAUCAGCUCAAGUCUCCGCUAGCUCUUGGUACGAUAACGACCCAGUGGUUAAUCAACAUGAAGAAAACAUUCCGGUAGAAAAUGAUAGCUUGUCUGAAGAGAACUUACCCGAAGAAAUCCCGCCUGAAGAUAGUUUGCCUAAGGAAAAUGAUGGCUCAGGUGUGGAAGCAGAUACCAUGGCUAAUAGAGUAGAAGAGAGGGAGGAGACACUACAAGUCAGUGAAGACUUUAAUCCUUUCAGUGAGAGUAAUGAAGACGGAGCUGCUGAUGAAAAUAUAACCAAUGUUGAUGCUGCUGAAGAACCACAACGGUCCUCAUCGGUUAGUAUGACCAAGGAAAAAGAGGUCCAUAUUGAAGUUCCUGACUUGAGUUACGGGACAAUGGACAGGGAGCUUGGAGUUGUGAUAGCUUCACAAAACCAGAAAAUAUCCUGGGCUGUUGAACUGUUCGGGGAUAACGAGGACCUCUGUUUCAUCUACCGGGUAUGGUUGAAAGACAGCGCGGGGAAUCUCGAGCUCAGCUAUUUCCUCCUAACAACAAAGAUGAUCUACUUGCUGGAUCCUUUAUACCUGGUUAAACAGAGGUUGAGACUAGACAGAGUUCAGUACGGUAGAGGCAUUAACUGGCAAGUAAUCACCUUGUUCGCCUUGCAAGAAGACGGAACAACUGACCAGAUAGAUGUUAUUACAGGGUGUGAGGCUAUUAGUCGGGGAGUGAUGGAGGGGAUAUCAGUUAACCCUUCUUAUCCGGUUAACUGGGCGGUUGAAGACAGUUACAGUCAGAUGAGGUUAAAGUACCAUGUCAACGCUUUUCUUCAGGAGAGAGGAGCGUUCUCUAUGAGAGCAAUGGAUGAUCUGUAUUAUGGUUCUGUAUCCUACCUCUCCCUCACUGCUCCGCCCGCUUCAGCUCUACAUUGUCCUAUAUCUGAGGGACUGAUGUGGUUGAAAGAGCCCACUCUUCUUUCCUACGUGUGGAACCAAUACUACUUUUUCUUAGAUAAACAGGGUACACUCUCCCAACUGGAUGCUGAAUGUACUGGGACCAUAAAGAAAGAAUACACUGUCAUUGGGUCCGGGGCAUGUCGCAAAAUGACGAGAAAGGAAACCACCAAACAAUGUGCUUUUAAAUUUAUCUCAGAAGAAGGGACGGAAGUGUUGUUGAACUGUGAGAACGCGCUAGAGCGAGACCGGUGGAUGACAGCUAUCAGUAAGGCAGCCAUGGAGAUUCCUCAGAGCACUAACGAAACAGGGUACGGUAUGCAAUGUAGUGCUAUUAUCAGCAGUAGUUAUCUGGUGCUAGUCAGAGAGGGGGUCAAGUCUGCACAUACUUUAGAUUCUGCACUGAUACAGGACAUCACCGAGAUAAGAUGGGAUAGUGACCAUGAGAUGUGUGUUGUAACCAUUGAUAAGAGACAGUGGUUAAUUCUCUUCAGAGAUAACUACGAGAAGACAAAGCUAAUGGAGUGUGUGUGGGAGAGAUGGCAGGAGAUAUUCAGGUGUCAUGAUCUACAACUUCUGUUUUCUAAGGUUAACUUUUCUGAGCUGGGGGGUCCGCUGGAUAUUCUCGGGCGGUAUAGGAAUCAUUUGUUGGGAAUCAUUGAUGAGACCGAUAAAUUGGAGUUUGAAUGUGUGUGAAGUUAGAAAAUCAGUUACCAAUACCAUGGUAACUACACAUGUUACCAUCGCGUGGUAAGUACGAAUCACACACCAGUGUCCAGUAACCAUGGUUAUAGACUCUAGAAUUGUUAUCAGCUGUUUUUGUUAUGACUAUUUGUCCUGUUUUUGUUUGUUUUAUACAAAGGCUCGGUUAUUUAUUUUGAUAUUCAAUGGUUUAAAAUAUUUGUUAAAGACUGUCCUGGACGUUUAAUAAUCAAACAACCUUAAAGGUGGGGAGGUAAUGACUCUCUCAGUCUCGACCCUCUCUAAUUGUGAUGAUGUACAUAGGGUGGAAUUUGUGUGGUUAUUGCUAACUGCUGAAUUUUUUACAGUUUUCAUUGAAUAUCAGAUGUGAGAAAAAAAUUGUUAAUUGAAAGAGAUUUACCAAAAUAAUAUCAGAUGUACAUACUUGCUCUGGAAUAGUAUGAUUUUUGACUCUGUAUGAUAAUUUUAAAUGUUUAAUGUUUAUAGACGAUUGCUAACUGAUUAUGAUUUAUGUGAUACAAGAGUUUAAUUUCUGUUCCCGUGUUAUUUUUAUCUUAUCACUGCUAUCACUUCAAUUUAUAAACACUUGAUUCAAGCCGAAAUAAGUCUUAUUCACCUAGAUUUAAGUCUUAUCGGUAUGUUUCAAAUCCCAUUAAAAUAAGGCCAUUUAAUUGUGAUCGAAACUAAAUUUAGUCCAAAAUGGUUCAAAUGGUGCUGUGCUAUACAGUAAACAAGAAUCACAUACUAAAUUAAUUGAAGGAUGGGUACUGUUAAAUCAGAACCCAAGUACAAGAAGGGAGACAAAGUGUUGUGUUACGAACCAGACCCAAUUAAACAACCAAUUAUCUACAACUCUGUGAUACUGGAAGUGGAACACGAAGAUAUUACUGAGUUCCUUGGAAAGAAGGAUCUUAAAAAUAAGGCUGGUAACAACAAAAAAAGACCCGCAGGAGUGCAACCUAUUUACCUGGUACAUUUCCAGAAUUGGGGUUCCCAGUAUGAUAGAUGGGUGACAGAGGAUUUGGUACUGGCAGAUACCCCCUCAAACCUUGCAAUUAAAGACGAACUGGAGAAACAGAUUGUCGGAGCAAAAAAUGCUUGUAGAAAACGUGGAAUUAGAGGAAAACCUCUAGAUAAAUGUACUGAUCUUAGUGAAAAUCCAGAAUCGAAAUUCAAGAUGGAUCUCAACUUACCAUUGACCAUAAAACAGGCUUUAGAAAGAGACUUUGUAAAUGUGACUCUGAGAAACCUGCUGGUGAAUGUGCCGCGCACUCCCAAUGUAGAGACGAUUCUGGCUAAAUUUGUAGAGGAUGUAUUGGUUACCAACCCACUGGAGGACAGGGGGUCUUUAGAGGAGUUUACACAGGGGAUAAUCACUUGUUUUGACUUCACUCUACCGUUACUGCUGCUCUACAAGGAGGAACGAAGUCAGUUAGAAAGAGAGGGGUUUGUGCAGUCUGGUUCCAGAAUAAAGAGGCAGCAACUAGCGGGGCAAGUGAGCGGAGAUUGGGUUUUAUACCCCGGCUAUUCCAGUUGGGGUAGUAAGACUGAUGAUCAGGACCCUGUCCCCGGACCUUUACAACCCUCUAAACUAUACGGAGCUGAACAUUUACUCAGACUGUUUGUAAAGUUACCGGAAUUGUUGGACCACAUGGAGACGGAGUAUGUUAACAGUGUCGCUUAUUAUUGCCAGACUUUCUUAGACUUUGUAGCGAGGCAUCGAGCGGAGGUGUUUGUGGAGAUACAGCCUUAUAAAGAGGCUGAGUUAUGCGAUCUGGGAUGAGAUCUCAACUUUAUACUGAAAAUUUUGUUUUAUUUUAAUGAUUUUUUGGAGCCUCUUAAAUUUUAAAUUAUCAUUUUGUGCCCAUGACAUACCAUUAGUUAUGACAAUUAUAGCUUUAUCAUUGCCUUUUUUAACCAAUAAAGUUAUGAAUGGUAAGGUUUCCUUUUCCUGUCCAUAUAUAAAUACUGUACCUCAUGCUUCAAUAAGUGUGAGAGGGCACGAGGGGCAACCAUAGGUAUUUAGAAACUAUUUGUUGAUGAAUAAAAAAUCGAAAUAUUGAUUAUAUCAAAAUAUUGACUCAUUCUCUGUAAAAAAAUACUUCUGUAAACUUUUAAAAUGUCUA
Bolinopsis microptera is the source of this 5674-nucleotide messenger RNA. RefSeq lists its product as uncharacterized. Gene Ontology annotation, biological process: Golgi organization; lysosome localization; regulation of protein localization. The transcript has 7 exons. Gene Ontology annotation, molecular function: kinesin binding. NCBI's taxonomy places the organism in Eukaryota, Metazoa, Ctenophora, Tentaculata, Lobata, Bolinopsidae. Gene Ontology annotation, cellular component: endosome membrane. The record is from RefSeq and is a predicted model, not a curated record. The coding region runs from base 117 to 3542 and encodes 1141 amino acids.